Messenger RNA from Cornus florida, 2440 nucleotides. RefSeq names its product ankyrin repeat-containing protein ITN1. Gene Ontology annotation, cellular component: plasma membrane. The record is from RefSeq and is a predicted model, not a curated record. The coding region runs from base 192 to 1949 and encodes 585 amino acids. Gene Ontology annotation, molecular function: protein phosphatase regulator activity; protein phosphatase 1 binding. NCBI's taxonomy places the organism in Eukaryota, Viridiplantae, Streptophyta, Magnoliopsida, Cornales, Cornaceae. The transcript is spliced from 4 exons.
UUCCUCACACUUUCCUCUCACGCGUGCUCUCUCUCUAUUAUCAUCUUCUUCUUCAGCAGUUCAUACCUAUGGACUAAUUUUACUCUUCUAAUUUCCACUAAACAAUAACUUUAACAAAUCUCGAGCUUUCUUCUUCCAAAAAAAAUUCAAUUUCUAGGGUUUGAUACUCUCUCUCACCUCUCAGCUCAACCAUGGCUUCAAUCAUCCAAGAAGGAGGAGAGAGAGAUUUGGAGAAGGGACUGAUGACUCCUUCACAAAGUCAAAACCCUCUGGCCGAGCCGUCGCCAACUCCGUCGCCGUCGUCGGCGACUGCACCAGCUCUGGUCCUAUCGAAUUCGGGAAAGCGGAUGGAUCAAGCUGGAAAGAAGAAGUACGUGAAGCAGGUGACCGGCAGGCACAACGACACGGAGCUGCAUCUGGCGGCGCAGCGUGGUGAUCUGGCGGCGGUGAAGCAGAUUCUUGAUGACAUCGAUUCGCAGAUGGUGGGGACUCUGAGCGGAGCAGACUUCGAUGCGGAGGUUGCAGAGAUUCGGGCAUCGGUGGUGAAUGAGGUGAAUGAAUUGGGAGAGACAGCGUUGUUCACUGCCGCGGAUAGAGGGCAUCUUGAUGUUGUGAAAGAGUUGUUGAAGCAUUCCAAUAAGGAAACUAUCACGAAGAAGAAUCGGUCCGGGUUUGAUCCUUUGCAUAUAGCUGCGAGUCAAGGACACCAUGGCAUUGUCCAGGUUCUACUAGAGCAUGACCCAAGUCUAAGUAAGACAAUUGGCCAAUCGAAUGCAACCCCUCUUAUAUCUGCAGCUACAAGAGGGCAUACGGCUGUAGUUAAUGAACUGCUGUCAAAGGAUUGCACCUUGUUGGAGAUUUCUAAAUCCAAUGGGAAAAAUGCAUUGCAUUUAGCUGCUAGACCAGGACAUGUAGACAUUGUGAAGGCAUUGCUAGACAAAGAUCCCCAAUUGGCAAGAAGGACAGAUAAGAAAGGACAGACUGCAUUGCAUAUGGCUGUAAAAGGGCAAAACUGUGAGGUGGUGAAAUUGCUUCUCGAUGCUGAUGCGGCUAUUGUGAUGCUGCCAGACAAGUUUGGGAACACAGCAUUACAUGUAGCCACCAGAAAAAAGCGAGCAGUGAUAGUGAAUGAGUUGUUACGCCUACCAGACACCAAUGUUAAUGCGCUGACCAGAGAUCAUAAGACAGCUCUUGACAUAGCUGAGGGGCUUCCCCUCUCUGAAGAGUCCUCAGAAAUUAAAGACUGCCUUUGUCGCUAUGGUGCCGUCAGAGCUAAUGAAUUGAAUCAACCGAGGGAUGAGUUGAGGAAAACCGUCACUCAAAUCAAGAAAGAUGUCCACACCCAGCUUGAACAAACCAAGAGGACUAACAAAAAUGUUAGUGGAAUUGCCAAAGAGCUCAGAAAACUCCACCGAGAAGGGAUCAAUAAUGCCACCAACUCAGUAACUGUAGUGGCUGUGCUUUUUGCUACAGUUGCCUUUGCUGCUAUUUUCACUGUGCCUGGUGGGGAUGAUAAUGAUGGGAUGGCUGUGGUGGUGAGCAGUACUUCUUUCAAAAUCUUCUUUAUCUUCAAUGCCAUUGCGCUUUUUACGUCCUUGGCCGUUGUGGUAGUUCAGAUUACAUUGGUUAGAGGUGAGACAAAAGCUGAAAGACGCGUUGUGGAAGUUAUUAACAAGCUGAUGUGGUUGGCUUCUGUGUGCACUUCGGUGGCAUUUAUGGCCUCCUCUUAUAUAGUGGUUGGUCGAAAAUACGAGUGGGCUGCAAUUUUGGUUACAGUUGUGGGAGGUGUGAUAAUGGCUGGGGUACUUGGCACCAUGACUUAUUAUGUGGUGAAGUCCAAGAGAACUAGGUCGAUGAGGAAGAGAGAGAAGCAUGCAAGGAGUGGAUCCAACUCGUGGCAUCACUCCGAGUUUUCCAACUCAGAAGUAGAUCGGAUUUAUGCCCUUUGAUGUGAUAAUUCCUAGCCUCUGGGAUCAGGACUCUGUGUAAUAAGUUUUUAAAGGUGUUUAGGAGAACUACUUGCCUGUUACAUUCUUAGGGACAGAAUGUUCAAUUCUAUCAUGAAUGCGAACAAGUUCUAUGAAAAUAUAAUUACCAUGAAAGAUCCAUGGAAUUGCUAAUAGAUAACGAUACUUCAAUGGAGGUGGCGUUGCGCAAUUUUAGGCCGGUUUAUGUUUGUAUAGAUGAAGGAAAAAUGGGCAGAAACUGUAGUUUUUUGCUUGCCAUUUUGUGCUCCAUGUAGAAUUUGAAGACCUGAAAGUGGGACAGGAAAGAGGUAAAAGAAGGUGAGCUUGAAACCAAACUAUGUAUGUAUGCUAUUUUGUCAUUUUAUUUCUGCCCGAAUGAAGUUGAUUUUAUGAAGCCAUGGCCGAAAGUACUUGGAGACUGUAAUCUGCUUGGUGGAUAUUUAAGCAUUUCAAAGAAGUCUACUCGUUUCAAA